This is a messenger RNA of Drosophila grimshawi, 1201 nucleotides long. RefSeq names its product trypsin-1. Gene Ontology annotation, molecular function: serine-type endopeptidase activity. The transcript has a single exon. Gene Ontology annotation, biological process: proteolysis. NCBI's taxonomy places the organism in Eukaryota, Metazoa, Arthropoda, Insecta, Diptera, Drosophilidae. The coding region runs from base 235 to 999 and encodes 254 amino acids. The record is from RefSeq and is a predicted model, not a curated record.
AGAAUAAGUUGAUUUAUGAAAGUUGUCGCUUAAUGUUUGUCGUUAGAUAACAGUUGUCGCUGACAAUGAGCUGGCCAUAAAUUUAACGAGUAUCGGCGUCCACAUAACUAGGCCAAGUGGACAGUGAUUGACCCUGAAAACCAAUGAAGUAUUAUUGAUAAAUAAAGUUCUAUCGUAUGUAUAUAAGCUGAGCAGCAUGUCGAAUUGAAGACACUCAGCCUUUGGACACCAAACAUGGCAAUUAACAAUAAGACGCUGCUUUUGGCGCUGCUCCUGGCAGGCAUUGGCUGCACUGCCUGCCUGCGGCUGGAUGGACGCAUUGUGGGCGGCGUUGAGGCGACCAUUAAGGAAUAUCCUUAUCAGGUCUCCCUGCAGCGCCAUUAUCAUAUGUGUGGCGGCAGUUUGAUAGCCGAGGGUUGGGUGCUAACCGCUGCCCACUGUGUGGAGAGCCGGGAUGUGGAUGCGUUGAGGGUGCGCAUCGGUGCCACGCGCAAAGAGAUCGACGGUAUCCUGGUGAAGAUACGCACCGUUCAUAGGCAUCCCAAAUACGAUGCACGCAUUAUCGACUACGAUUUUGCUGUGCUGCAACUGGCGGAAUACGAUGCCACAAAUGUUACCCAAGCGUUUGUGAAGCUGCCCAAGCUGAAUGAGGAUAUUGCGGAUGGCACGCUCGUCACCAUCACCGGCUGGGGUAACACGCAAAGUGUGCACGAAUCGACGGAGGUGCUGCGUGCCGUCACCGUGCCCACGGUGAACCAGACGCAGUGCCAGCUGGACUACGAUAGCUUUGGCAGCAUUACCGAUCGCAUGAUGUGCGCCGGACUGCGGGCAGGCGGCAAGGAUGCGUGCCAGGGCGAUUCGGGUGGUCCGCUCGUUGCCCACGGCAAGCUAUGGGGUGUCGUCUCCUGGGGCUUUGGCUGUGCCAAGCCCGAAUAUCCGGGCGUAUAUUCCAGAGUGGCGGCCGUCAGGGAUUGGAUCGAUUCUGUUCGUGGCAUUUAAAAUGAAUACCAAUAGAAUGAUUAAUUCGUUGAUGACUAAAUGAAUUUCUGCAGAAGUAUGAUCAGCAUGACGAUCUGACAAGAUGGAUCUAUAUUUAUCUAUUUAUAUCAGAGGCAAAAGAGAGAUAAUUCCAUUUUAAACAACGUCAACAAUGAAUUGCGAUUUAUUGUUUUUCCAUCUGUUUUUGCGUUUACCAUUUUAA